Messenger RNA from Penaeus chinensis, 3653 nucleotides. Its product is annotated as proteoglycan 4-like. The transcript has 4 exons. The record is from RefSeq and is a predicted model, not a curated record. Lineage: Eukaryota; Metazoa; Arthropoda; Malacostraca; Decapoda; Penaeidae. The coding region runs from base 82 to 2202 and encodes 706 amino acids.
GAUUAGAUAACACGAGAUAACAGUGGUCAGACCCUAUCGAGUUUCUUUCCGUGCUACCACUGCACACCAUUAACAAGCAAAAUGAAGUUAUUUCUGUCAAUUUUCCUCACACUAAGUGCUAUUACUGUUCUCGUUGUCGCUGCACCCAAUCCAGAAUCUUCUGGUCCGGCACAAGAUCAACAAGUACAAGAGACUGAAAACCAGGAGGCCGUAGACUCUGCUGAAGCGAAGGUUACCACGCCAGCAGUAAUUUCUAAAGAGGACCUUAGUAAAGCAACAUCUGAUAAAAAGGCACCUACAGUACCUCUUGGAGCAGGCAUUGCUCUGCCUGUCAAAGCCAAAAUUGCCAAACAAAUUCGACAUGCAAAAGCUAAACCUAAAUCAAAGUCUAAAUCUCCAAAAACGUCUGCCCCAGAGAAGACGCCAGCAAAGGCAGCGACACCGCCCGUGAAUGUAAAAACAACUGCCAAGAUAGAGACUGAACCUGAACAAAUAAUACCAGCCGCAGAAGAGGAAAAACCUGCUACAGCAGAGACAGAACCCAAACCAGCAACACCUGUGGAUGUAAGAACAACUAAUCUAGUUUUACCAGCCACAGUAGAACUAACAGCUGAUGAAGAGAUAAAUCAGCAAAGAGAAGCAAUAGCACAAGCAGAAGAGAAGACAACACCCGUUAGGGUAGAUAUGGACCCAAAAGUAGAAAUUCCAGAAGUAACUGAAGCAACUGAAGAAAAUUUAAAUACUGAACAAUCUGCUCAAGUUGAACAAUCCCCCCAACCUACUGAAGAUAAACCCACUCACAAACAACCUGCUGAAGAUAAAUCGAUUCCUUACCAACUUACUCCUGACCAACCUGCUGUUGAUAAGCCAACUCCUAAACAACCUGUCGAAGAUAAACCAACUCCUAAACAACCUGCCAAAUCCAAACCAACUCCUAAACAGCCUGCCAAGGGAAAACCAACUCCUAAGCAGCCUACUCAAGAUAAACCAACUGCUAAACAGCCUGUUAAUACUAAGCCAACGCCUAAACAACCUGCUAAGCAACCUGCCAAAGAUAAACCAACUCCUAAACAGCCUGUUAAUACUAAGCCAACUCCUAAACAGCCUGCCAAGCAACCUGCCGAAGAUAAACCAACUCCUAAACAUUCUGCCAAGCAACCUGCCGAAGAUAAACCAACUCCUAAACAGCCUGCCAAGCAACCUGCCAAAGAUAAACCAACUCCUAAACAGCCUGCCAAGCAACCUACCGAAGAUAAACCAACUAAACAGCCUGUUAAUACUAAGCCAACUCCUAAACAGCCUGCCAAGCAACCUGCCGAAGAUAAACCAACUCCUAAACAGCCUGCCAAGCAACCUGCCGAAGAUAAACCAACUCCUAAACAGCCUGCCAAGCAACCUGCUGAAGAUAAACCAACUCCUAAACAGCCUGUUAAUACUAAGCCAACUCCUAAACAGCCUGCCAAGCAACCUGCCGAAGAUAAACCAACUCCUAAACAACCUGCUAAUACUAAGCCAAUGCCCAAACAGCCUGCCAAGCAACCUGUCGAAGUUAAGCCAACUCCUAAACAACCUGCCAAGCAACCCAUUGAAGAUAAACCAUCUCCUAAACAGCCUGCCAAGGGAAAACCAACUCCUAAGCAACCUACUCAAGAUAAACCAACUCCUAAACAACCUGCUAAUACUAAACCAACUCCUAAACAGCCUACCAAAGAAAAACCAACUCCCAAGCAGCCUGUAAAGGUUGAGCCAGCUCUAAAACAACCUGUCAAAGAGGUAGGAACUACUAAGCCAUUUACAACGAAGCCGACUCUUCAUCCCACGGAGAAGAAACCAGUGCCUCCGCUUGCAGUGGCUCAAACCGCAAUGCAUGGGAAAGAUAAGACAAAACUACCUGCAAAGAAACAGCCUGUUACGCACCCCAAGGCGAUUCCAGCUGAGUAUGACUUUGACGAUGGAAUCGAGGACAACAAAGGCUUGAGUCCCCACGCCAAGGUGGGCCUCGUAUCCGCUGUCAUCAUUGUUCUGGCAAUUACAUCCACUGUGAUCGGAGUGUGGUACAGGAAAAUCAGCCUUAACCAGCAGAGAUACCGGUACCAUUCUCUACUCACUGACACCGACGAGGAGUUCAGCGUAUUCAACAGAACGGCCUACCACUCCAUAGACGCGGGUUCCUACGACUCUUGGAAGGAACACAACUACUAACUUUCAAGAACAAGACUGUAUUUAAUUUCACUCUCUCUCUCUUGGUAAUGAUCAUUGUGUAUUACCGAUUAAGGAUGUUGAUUACCGAUGUGGAAUACAUACUAUGCUUUUAAGAUAUGUGGAGAAGUGAAGAUCUGCAACACUGAAAUGUCAUUGUUGCCGGAUGGUGGAUAGUAGAUGACUGAAGGUUAGAGACUAUGUCGCAGUCUUAGUAAAUUAGAUUGUCAUAUAUACUAUAGAAUAGCGAUUCCCAAACUUUCCUUUUAUGUGGCUCUAUGUGUUUACACAUAUAGCCACACACAUCCGUAAACUCCAUCGUUCCUGUCAUCUUUUCAGAUUGAGUUAUUAACGGUUUUGAAUAAUUUACUGGUGCCAUUAGCUAUAGGGCAAGAACACGAUUUUUCAACUUAUUCAUAUGGGAAAGACAUAUGUAGGGCCUGCAGUGCAGUGCUACUCAUUAUUUUCACCUUGCUCAAUAGUUUCCAGGUUUGUAGCUUUACGAAGUGUUGAUCAACAGGACUUGUAAAUACUGUUAUUUUAACUGUCAUGUUGGUCCCUCAACCGAAAUUUUACUUUACUGUUUACAAGUUAAAUUUUUAUUUUUGCUCAUCUUCAAUACUUAUUCAUUAUUAAGUUACUACAUGAUACUCCGUAACAGAAAUACUCAGAAGAAAUUUUGAAUCCAUCGAAAUAUUUGUCAUGAUUACAAGUUGGAUUUUAUUGUGAUAUUGUUGUUCCCUUUGAAUGGGCAUUGUAAAUUCCAUGGGAAACAACUGAAUCGGGCUAACCAGAGUGAAUUUAGUUUCAUCAGUAACGUCGCUGUAUUGUAUAGGUCAGUGCCUCCAUUAAUUCCUCAAUGAGCUCAGAGAUCAAAUGUUGUACUUUCAGGUAUCUAGUUUAUAGAGAAAGAUUCUUAUUUCUUGUUAUUUCUUCUUGAAUGUCGUAGCUAUACUUGCCACGUGAUUUUGUAGUGUACCUGUUAUUACCUUCAUAAAUACUACACUCAUGUUGAUAAAAUGUUAAAUACUCUUUCAUUUCAUAAUAUAACCUUAAAGCCACAUUUCUGUUAACAGUAAGGACCUUGAAGUAAACUUGUUUCUUAAGUGAAUUACAGAAUUAUAUACUUUACCAAUCUUACGUCUGUUAACUACUACGAUAUGUAUACAAUAUGGUAAUGAAUUAUUCAUACAAUAUUUAGUGCCUCCUAGAGUACACGUAAAGUGAAAGGGUUUUUAUGAAGAAAAAAUAUAAUCCUCACCAAAAGAACUAUUAUAACAGUGACGUGGAAAUUUCAACAUAUGAAGUCGUAAUCCUUAAUAAAUAUCUAUCGACCUCUCUACUUAUUUAGAAUUUAGAAGCAAGAUAAAACAAGACGGCAUGUCACACCAAAAAUAUCUAUUGUAACAAAUGUAAUUAAACUAAAUUAAAAAUUAAUAAAUAAAAAAAUCUGA